CCCCUCACGACCGUUAACCUCCGCCCUCCCGGCUGGCCCCGCGCCUUCCCGCCGCGGGCAGCCCCGUACGAAGCAGUUUCCCGCUACCGAUGGGGAUCUCCUGAGGCUCCGCGUCCCGGUAACCGACCCCUUUCGUGUCCCGCCUCCCGGGGCCGGCGGCGCGGGGCCCGGCCCCUCCUGGAGCGGCUCUCGGCAUGACGGAGCUGCAGCAGGAGAGGGCAGAGUGGGAAAAGCUAAACAAGCUGUUAAUGCGCCACGGGUUGAAACCCGUGAGUCUUGCUGCCCCCACAAGCUGCAGAAAUAUAUCAGACAUGUUUGUGUUAGACUGUCAGUCUUCUCUAGGAAUAAGACUUGCAUUAAAAACGUUGCUGGAAGACACUGACCGACACCAGAGAAUGAUGCAGGGGCUUAUGGAGACUAAUCACUCUCUUAGAGAUGAGAUACGACAGGAACGAGGUCGUGCAUCUCGGCAAGAACAACGGGCUAACGAUUUGGAAAAUGUGGUGAAAAACAUUAAGUCCAAAAUUUGUCAGCUGGAAGAUGAGGCAAUAGCUAAAGUUUGCCAGCAACAGAAUCAAGUCAGAGAACUUCAGAAAGAUCAACAGGUUUCCCAGGCAAAAUAUCAACAGCAGCAGGAAAAGCUGCAAGAACAGGAACAGAUUAUUGCCCGUUUGCAGAAGGAGCUCUGCAAAGUGGGGAUGGAGGAGCAACAGCGUGUGGCGACUCAAAACAAAAUGCUUUGUCGGUUUUGCAAAAGAGCUCCGAAGUUUCUCCUGGAUCAGCAGUUCCUUUGUCUAAUUGAUUAUUAUGAAUCUCAAAUUAGUCAGAUGAAAAAGGAGCUAAGGCAAUACAAAAAAGAUGAAGACCAGGUACAGAGAGAAGCAAAAAGCAAGGAAGAAUUCUUAAAUCUAGAUGCUACUCCUAAUUAUAGAGCACUGCUCACGUCUUUCCAGAAACAACUUACUGAAACAAAAGCCAGGAACGAACAGCUUUUGCUUGAAAAUAUAAAUCUCAAGAAAGACUUGGAAAUAAGGCCAACUGUACAGGAAUUAAAGCUUUACAAGCACCAGGUGAAAAAACUAGAGAAAACUUUAAAGAAAACUAUCCAAUCUUCGGGGAGCAGUUCCAGAGAAAGAGCAGAAGAGAAGAAAGAAUCUGAGAGUAUUGCAGGAGGAGACCAGCUGCAGGCAGUUUGCCAGCAAUACUUACAGGUUUUGUCCCAUAUUGAUUCUGUUUUGCGAAGUCCAAGAGCUCCUCCAUUGAUAUACAGGCGCAGUAAAGGGCUGGUGCAAAGUUCUGUUAAAGAAAAUGGACAAGAAUGUGGAUUUGAGCACCUUCCGCUUACAAUAGAAAUGUGGGCAGAUCAGCUAACGGCCCUAAAGGAUUUGCAUAAGUCCCUGAGAAAAGUGUCUCUGGAAUUGGUGCCCUGGCACACUGCAGAUCCACAGGAUAACAGAGAAUCCGUACGAGUUGAAGACCUCCAGUUCAUGGUAGAUGCAAUUUUGGAAGAAAUAGAAAAUAAAGAAAAGAGCAGCCAGACACCGUCCUUGCCAACCCUGUUUGCAAUAGUCUCUCACUUCCAGAAGCUGUUUGAUGUGAAUUCUCUGAAUGGUGUUUAUCCACGAAUGAAUGAGGUUUACACAAAGCUUGGGGAAAUGACCAACGUGAUGAGAAAUCUCCACGAGCUCCUGGGACUAGACAGUUCGGCUCCACCCACUGUGGUAGUGGAUACUGUUGGGAAACUGUGUGACAUAAUUAAUGAGAAGGUGACUGAGCAGGUACAGCAGCUUCUGGGGACCCAAGACAUCCACAGACUAGCAGCAGACAAAGAGCCUGCAUUCAGCACGUGCUCUGCAAACACACUAAAGAUGAACUGCAGCAGGCAGCAAGUCUGACACAUGUCGAAUGAACCACGCGAACUCCCUCAACCUUUCUGCGCUCCUCACGGUUUUAACUAGAGAACAGCUGCUUAUAAAACAUUCCUUGCUCCACCUCUGAGGCAGCUCUGUCAGCCACCCUUAAGCAGUAUAUUUAGCAUACACAGACUAAUGUUCCAGUCCAGAAAUUACCUAGUGCCAUGUAAGGAGGACAGAAAGGAUGUAUAUAGGGCAGAAACAGUGACAAUAGAGAUCCUCUUUUCACAGCUAAUGCUUUUUGGGUGGAGGUUUCAUUUUUGGCGUAGAUGGUUUUAUGUACUACUAAGUAGCAGUGUUUGCAGAAAGUCAUGACAUAGUAUGGCAAAACAGCCGAGGAGAUGGACUUAAAAUACCCUUGCACCUCUUAUCUGACAGUCUCACUUGCACAUUUCAGUAUAAUCAAUAAGCUAGAAGAGCAUGAGUGCUUCUUUCCACCAUUUCAAGCUCUCAUUCAAGAUUUGCUCUGUCUUCUAGGUGAGUAAUACUUGCAACAGCUGUAAUUAACUUCAUGCCAAUGCUUCCUCCUAAAACUUCAAGUAGCUAACACGUGUUUUGUUUACUCGUGAUGUUCUAAAACACAAGGAGCAUGUGAGGGAAGGUGCCAACUUCUGCCUUGCUCUCCUUUCCCUCCUUCCUCAGGAAGUGACCAAAAUACUUUAUGUUGCAUGUAUUCAAUCAUAUAACUCCUAAGAUAAGAAAAAUUGAGUUUCUUCCAAAAGCAUUAAAUGCGUGAGGAGUUUAUAUCAUUUCCUAGCUGUAUUUCUAACAUUUAAGUUACAAAUUUGGCUGAAUGUGAAGAUUUUCUGAGUACGUACACCUUACCUUUUAUGCUUUUCAUUCUGUUUCAGAGAUCAGUAACCUGGAUGAUAUUUUACCUACUGUACAAAAUUUGAAAUUAGUAGCUAGUUAAGAGUUACAUCUUGCUAGAAAAGACCACAUUGUCUUACCUGUGAAUGUACCUGUUGAUGCAAAUGACAUUACACCUACCUCUCUUUUCCUAAUGAACAAUUUCAGAUUUUUUUACAUAAAUAAAAGCUACUGCAUUUUAAA
Messenger RNA from Columba livia (rock pigeon), 2966 nucleotides. RefSeq names its product centrosomal protein 70 (gene CEP70). The transcript has 15 exons. NCBI's taxonomy places the organism in Eukaryota, Metazoa, Chordata, Aves, Columbiformes, Columbidae. Bases 195 to 1895 code for a protein of 566 amino acids. Gene Ontology annotation, cellular component: centrosome. The record is from RefSeq and is a predicted model, not a curated record. Gene Ontology annotation, molecular function: gamma-tubulin binding. Gene Ontology annotation, biological process: regulation of microtubule cytoskeleton organization; cilium assembly.